UCGGAUAGAGUAAUUAUUUGUGAAUUUUAUAUAAAGUGAAAGCUGUAAUCUUUGAUUAUGAUUGAAGUUGGAAAACGAUGAACACAUGCAACAAGAAGGGGUGAAAGUUUUUAAAACUUGGCGGUUGUUCCCAGGUGGUCCCCAUCUCACCUCUGAGCCCACGGAAGGGAAGGUACUCCAGGAGAAACAAGAACUUCUAAUGAUUGAAAACCUAAGCUUGGUUUUGGACAGUACCGUGGAAUUCAGCUCAAUUAUUAUGGCUUUUUCUUGGGGUGUUAGGUGGGGUGAAAAGAAGGAAUGGUUAAGGUGUUAGGAUCAAGUAAUUCUUCGUGUUGCACUCACGCAUUACUAUUAUGAUGCUUGUGUCGGUUUGCAUGUCAGCUAUGAUCUUUGUUGUUGGAGUGCGUUGCUGAUUCCCAAGUGCAAAAAUCCCAGCUUUAAUUGUUUCAGUUAAGCUCGUUUUUAAAGAACAAUUCUCCACCCCAAAUAAUUCUCCUUAUUCUCUAAAACUUUCGACUGAUUAUACAAGUAUUCAUGCACUGACUGGGAAAUAUUCACUGACAUUUCCAUACCUGGAGAACUUUUAGGCCCCUACUCAACACAUACUUUAGGAAGAGACGCCUGCUAAGUUUUUCUAGGGAAUGGUUCUUGAUGGUUUAUGCCAAGUUGGUUUAAAUUAGGUAGAUGAACAGUGACAGGGCUUGAGAAGGAGAACCUUCUGCUGGCUUGUCAGUCUUGCCACAGGUAAAUUUUAGAGCAGAGCCACCAUCUUUGGGUUAUUGUAAUUCGCAUGCAAUCUGGUUAAUUGGGGUUUUAAGAAACUGAUACACCAACAGAUAUUUUGAUUGGUAUACAGGUAAAUGUUGAGAUCACAUAUUUGUCUAUUGCAGCAAGAAAUUAAGAAUUUGUUUUACCCCUCAUUUACCCAGUGAUUAAGAUGAUUUUCCCCCCUAUUGGCAGGCAUGGAGGUGGGUUCUCCUGAAAAUGGAUUUGAUGAAAUAAGCGACCUUUUCAAACACGAUGAAUCCACUUUAUCUGAAGAUUUAGGCCUAAGCUUUCUAAUGAAUAAGGAUGUAGCUGCAGAUUAUGCGUUUGGUGACUUGGAAGGUGAAGAUAAGUUCAAUUUCUGUUUCAGUGAGCAAGGGCACUGUGAACUGCCUUCACUGCUGUCUAAUUUCAGAUACUAUGACCCUCCGGGACAUCCUUUGGAAAAUCUCCAUUCUUCUGCUCGAAUUAGUAGCAGUAGUGAUUUUUUGAUUGAUACAGAUGCUGGUGUUGUUUUGAACGAGGAUAAUUUGCAGAUGAGAUCGCCCAAAAACCACCAGCAUGAGGAUACUGAGAAGUUAUGUUCUGGUUAUCUUCGUGAUUUUGCCUCCCAAGUAGAUUUAGAGAGUAUCAAUUCUGAAGUUCCAGAGGUCUUUUGCAGACAACCACAGGUACUUGCUUCAAUGGGGAACCCUAUAUUGGGAGGAGAAAUAGUGGACACGCGAGAUUCUCCUCCGCACUACAAUAUAGGUGAAGAAACCUUUUCAAAUCCACAGCACCAAGAACUUGACCAGUCUGAGUUUACAUCCAAAAAAGAAGAAGAAGGUGUUCCAGUUGACCAGACAGAAACGCUUUAUCUUUCUCUAGAAUCUGAGAGUGGAGAUUUCAACUCAAGAAACUCUGGAGAUGGUAGGGAAGAGCUCAAAGAGCUUGAUUUGCCCCAUGUUGAUCAGUAUGACCAAGAGAGAACUUCGCACUUUUCUGUAUCUACAGGAGUGAUGGGGGAAAUAUGCGUUUCGCCUGAGACAUCUCUUUACGCUAUCAAGGUUCCACAUGAUCAGAAACUGUCUGCUUCACAUGGUCUUCAAGAUGUAUUAUAUUAUAAUGUAACACAUGAUCCAAAAUGCUGCAAAGCUGAAUGCUUUGACCCAAGUGAAGAUCCCCUUUCUGUGAAUCAGUCGUUACAUGCUGCUAUGGAGAAUUGUGCAUCUUCAAAAGGUUCUCCUGCGAAACAUGUUCAUGUAGCUAAAAUAAAUGAUCAAGGAGUAAAAAGAUCAAGAUCACAAUCACCGGUUAAGCAAACAUAUUCCACUUCCAGGUGUAAGAAGGAUUCUCAAACUAACUCUGAAGCAAGACUCCCACAUUUUAAAAGUUGGUGCCAAAGAUCAUCUGACAAAGCUGCUUGUUCAUACCAGUCUCCUGGAAGUCCUAUCAGAUGUGUUAUUCAAGAAGGUCACAAGGAACAGUCUUAUUAUUCUUCAUCAAGUAACCACAAAUAUGAAUUAGCUAGGACUGGUGAUCGGGGUAGGGAAGUCACUUCGAAGGAUCAUUUGUCAGUCACCAGUCGACAGAAUUCUGCUGCUCUACAAGAGUCAAGGAGAGUGUUUAAGGAUAGUUCUUCUUCCAAAUCUGCACCUGCCUCACCAAGCAAUCACUCCUUAGAAAUUACUAGUCGUCGGAAAGUGGAGAGGUCAGGUUCGCCAUCACCAAUCUCGCGUAGGAAUCUCAAGAGAGAAUGUGAUAAAUCUCUUUCAAGGACGAGGUACUCCUCAAGGCACAAAUCUUCCUCAAGGAGCUAUUCUGCUCAUAAUACAUCUCUUCGAGCCGGAUACUUGUCACGAGCUUCUUAUAGGAGGACUGGAAUAGGGAAACCUGGGAGAUGUCUGUUUGUUGCAGGCUUUGAAUUUUCAACAACAGAAGGAGAACUGGAAAGGAAGUUUUCUCGAUUUGGCCAUGUGAGAGAUGUUCGCAUAAUUCGUGACAAAAGGUCGGGGCUUUCACGCGGAUAUGGAUUUUUAUCAUUAGAAAGGGAUGAAGAAGCAGAUGCGGCCAUUAGAGCUCUGCACAAGACAGACUGGAAUGGUCGUGUUGUUCUUGUGGAGAAAUCAAUUAAGUGAAAUCUCAUUACCUGUAUCUGAACCAGCUUAUAGUUUCUUGUUCCAUGAUAUUUUGACUGCAAAGUUUUGUUCUAGCCUGGGCAAACACAUAUAGUAGCUCAGCCUGAGAUAACCGGGACAUAUAAUAGUUACUUGGUUAAAACUUUUGUCUCCCUAUCCAUUAACUUGAUAACGUCUAAUGUAGUGAUUUUUUGUGUAAUGUCUUGGUGGUUUUUGUUCGUUUGAUCUUCCUUAAAAGAUCUAAACUCAAAUUGAAGCUC
Messenger RNA from Coffea arabica (coffee), 3142 nucleotides. RefSeq lists its product as uncharacterized. Gene Ontology annotation, molecular function: U1 snRNA binding; mRNA binding. Gene Ontology annotation, biological process: mRNA splicing, via spliceosome. The record is from RefSeq and is a predicted model, not a curated record. NCBI's taxonomy places the organism in Eukaryota, Viridiplantae, Streptophyta, Magnoliopsida, Gentianales, Rubiaceae. Gene Ontology annotation, cellular component: U2-type prespliceosome; precatalytic spliceosome; U1 snRNP.